AUGGUGUCCGAUGACUCAACCUCCAAGGUAAUAGUCUUACCGGUGAGAGUCUUGACGAAAAUCUGCAUACCUCCUCUCAGUCUCAACACCAAGUGCAAAGUGGAUUCCUUUUGGAUGUUUGAUGGUCUUACCGGUCAAGGUCUUCACAAAGAUCUGCAUACCACCUCUCAGUCUAAGCACCAAGUGGAGAGUCGACUCCUUCUGGAUGUUGUAAUCGGAAAGGGUUCUGCCGUCUUCCAGCUGCUUACCGGCGAAAAUCAAUCUCUGCUGGUCUGGUGGAAUGCCCUCCUUGUCCUGGAUCUUGCUCUUGACGUUGUCAAUCGUGUCCGAAGACUCAACCUCAAGAGUAAUGGUCUUUCCGGUCAAAGUCUUGACAAAGAUUUGCAUACCUCCUCUCAAUCUCAACACCAAGUGGAGAGUCGACUCCUUUUGAAUGUUGUAGUCAGACAACGUUCUGCCAUCCUCUAA
This is a messenger RNA of Ogataea philodendri, 468 nucleotides long. RefSeq lists its product as uncharacterized. Lineage: Eukaryota; Fungi; Ascomycota; Pichiomycetes; Pichiales; Pichiaceae. The record is from RefSeq and is a predicted model, not a curated record. Bases 1 to 468 code for a protein of 155 amino acids. The transcript has 2 exons.